This is a messenger RNA of Aplysia californica (California sea hare), 3556 nucleotides long. Its product is annotated as 4-coumarate--CoA ligase. The record is from RefSeq and is a predicted model, not a curated record. Lineage: Eukaryota; Metazoa; Mollusca; Gastropoda; Aplysiida; Aplysiidae. Gene Ontology annotation, molecular function: CoA-ligase activity.
AAACCUCCAGCAUGCUUGCGAAUUCAGUGAGACAGCUUUGCCUGAGGAGUGCGUCCUCGCAUUCUGCCGUAAACAUUCUGAUGAAAUGUCCUCGUAUGGGUGUCAUACUUCAGCAGCGGAUUCAUGCUGCUUUGGGAUUUGAAUCUAGAUCAUUCAGUGCCUCAGCAUGUGUGUGGCGUCAAGUGAUGUCCUCCCAGUAUAUAUUUAAAAGUCCUAUUGAGGAAAUCGACAUCCCAACAAAUGUGACGCUGCACGGAUAUUUCUUCAAAGUUUGCGAUGAAUACAAAGACAGUCCAGCAAUGACAGAUGUACCCACAGGAAAAACCUAUACGUACACACAGCUCAAGGAAAACAUCAUCAAAGUUGCCAGUGGUCUUCACCGGGCUGGCUUCAGAAAGGGAGACGUUAUCUUGGUCUUCUCCACUAAUCAAAUAGACUUUACAGUGCUUCAGUUGGCCAGCUCAUGCCUUGGGCUAUGGUUCUCUCCUGCCAACCCACAGUAUACUCCAAUGGAGUUGAAUCGACAAAUGAACCACAGUGGAGCAAUCUCCAUCUUUGCACUAGACUCUCUGGCUGGAGUAGUGGAUCAAGCUUUAGACUGCAAAGAUUUACCACAUAACAUCAAGUCUAAGUAUGUGUUUGGCGACGUCCCAGGCUACACACCAUUUAGCUCUCUCUUGGAGGAUGACGGCAGCGUGUACCCUGAGGUCAGCAUUGACCCUCUGAAUGACGUGUUCACCCUCCCCUACUCCUCUGGCACAACUGGACUUCCGAAGGGUGUCAUGUUAACCAAUCACAACUGCUUUGCCAAUGUGCUACAGUCCGGUGCAGGGUUGCCUAUUACCCCUAAUGACCGUGCCUUGGGCCUGCUUCCCCUGUAUCAUAUCUACGGCAUGGUUGUUGUCCAGUUCGGAGUUCUCAGUGGUGGAGGUCACCUAUUUUACGUCCCCAAGUUUGAGGCACAUUCCUGCUUGAAGUGCAUACAGGACAACAAAAUCAAUUUGGCCCACCUUGUGCCACCUCUGGUGGUGUUCCUGGCCAAAAACCCUGUGGUCUCGGAGUACGAUGUGAGUUCCCUCCAACGCAUCUACAGCGGAGCCGCUCCGCUGGGACAAGAUGUGAGUUUUGCCUGUCUGAAGAGACACCCGGACUUACAAUCACUUAAUCAGGUGUAUGGUCUCACAGAGACAUCGCCUCUUGUAACAAUAGACAGCAAAGAGUUGCCGGGGUCUAUUGGGCAGUUGACUGUCAACACUUUAGGAAAGGUUGCUGAUGUGAACUCAUUUGAAGCCCUCCCCCCGGGGCAGGUUGGGGAGCUCUGUGUGAAGGGACCACAGGUCAUGAAGGGUUACUUCAACAACCAGAAAGCCACCGACGAGAUGAUUGACUCAGAUGGGUGGCUGCACACAGGGGAUAUUGUAUAUGCUGAAGAAAGUGGAGCAUUCUAUGCAAAGGACCGUAUAAAAGAGCUCAUCAAAUACAAAGGUUCUCAGGUUGCUCCUGCUGAGUUGGAGGAUUUACUCCAGGGCCACUCAGAUGUGCAGGAUGCAGCAGUGAUCGGAGUGGCGGACGAGAUGGCUGGAGAGCUCCCCAAAGCCUUUAUCGUCAAGAAAUCUGGCUCAAACGUCACAGAAGAAGAGAUAAAAAAGUUUGUUGAAGAACGAGUUGCUCACACGAAGAAACUUCGAGGAGGUGUCCAGUUCGUAGAUAAUAUACCGAAAAAUCCUAGCGGGAAAAUCCUCAGACGUGUCCUAAAGACCACAUAUUUAUAACAUUCAUUUUGUCAGUUUCAGUUGUUUUGCUUCUUUGAAAAAGUUUUGUGACUGUUUAAACUCUUUGUAUCACUUUCAGUUGGCCCCUUUUCCUGUCUUAUUAAAUAGUGCAAUAAAAACAAAUGUUUGCAUUAUAUAUAUUCAGAUUCAGUGAUUGGGUCUGACUGUAUUUAAUUUUUUUUUCUUCACAAGAAUGUGCUUUUUAAGGUUUGCUUCUUUUUAAAGUGAGAAAUAGGGAACUUUUGAUGUAUCAUUUUGCUGGAUGCUUUCUAAAACUUUAAAAAAAAAUAAAUAAUAAUUUUGAGGGGUUUUUUUGUGAAGGAUUCUUUGGUAUAAAAAGCGAUUUUCCAUAAAGUCAGAAAAAAAAAAAAAGAGAAAAUUCCUUUGGGUAUCAGCUUUCAGUGAAUUCUGAUACGAAUUAUUUAAAUUUCAUAAUUAUGUAUUUUGAAGUCUGCAGAAGUAUCUUAUAUUUAAACCCCAAAGCUACGAACUUUUAAAAUCCAUUAAAAACCAUGAGGGGGAUGAGUGAUGAAUAAGGAUAUAGACCUGUGUUUUACCAAAUAACAACUUCAAAGCCAAAAUUAUGCAGUUUUACUGUUGUCAAGAAAUGUGAUCAGAUAAUUUUUUUCUGACAAUCCUAUCACUUCAAACAGAUUGUUUUGAAGCCAUUCAGAAGCUUGCAACUUGAAGUCUCGUUUUUAAAAAAUGGCCAAACCUAGGAUAACUAUCUCAUUUUAUCUGUUGUCCUCUUUACCUUGUUACUUGUUACUGUUGCAUUGUUAUAUUGACAGUAUGUGCUCCCUCUUCAGGUUUUAUCAGUUGUGAUUGAAUGUGUCUGUGUGUAUGUGUGUGUGUAUGUGUGUGUGUGUGUGUGUUUGUGGUUGUGUAUGAAUAAUAGAUUGGAGGGAAUGUAUGUAUGUGCUUGUAUGUGUGUGUGUGUGUGUAUGAGUGUGUCUAUGUGUGUGUGUGUUUGUGUGUGCGUGUGUGUGUGUGCACUUGCACAUGCACGUGCACAAGUAUGCAUGGGUGUUCAUGAUCAGUGUGUGCUCAAUCAAUGACGGCCUACAUGUAUUUGUUUUCUGUAUAGUGAUAUGAAAGACUGUUUUCUUUUUGGUCAAGAAAAAUGUAAAAUUUGUAGAGCCUCACUAUUGUUAGAUGCACUAUAAAGGAGCUUUACUAUUGUUGAUAUUAUUGUUAUUGUUAUGAUUGUGGUAGUGAUAUCAUGAAAUCUAGAAAGUGGUUUUACAGGGAUGAGUACCCCAGAAUAUAAAUUCUGUUACUGAUUGACUUUAUAUGUUUUAGAGGUCUGUCUACGCAAUUGAGGUCACAGGCGUAAUACUAUAUUCCAUCAGACAGAUAGAGAUAUUUUAUGAAAAUCUCUCCAUGUGGGAUUGAAGUCAUGUCUUUUAAAUGUAAGGCAGAGGGCCUAAACAUUGUAACUCGGCUAACACUGAACAAGAGUAACACAAGAGAAUUUUGUAACUACUGUAAAUGGUACGGGCAAGAGGCCAUCACUGAUAUUAUUUAUUGUAGAUGGUGGUUUGAAAAUAGUGUCACUAAUCAGAUUUCAUUUUUGUACACAUAACAAUGUAUUCAGAUUCCCAGAAUUUAAGGGCAAAAUUGUAUUAUCUCUCCUCAUCUUCCAAGGAAAGUUACAGCUGGUGUAGUGAAUGGAUAUCGCAGUCAUGCUGGAUUGACCCCUUGAUCAGAAUAAUUAUUAUAUAUACUCUGGAAAAAUCUGCCAAUUCUUUUUCCAGUGUAUUAAUAAAUUUUAUUCUGCUUUU